ACAUGAUCCAACCUAUAUACUUACCAGAUUUUAACAUUCUUAUAAUAAAAUUCAUUGUAUAACAAAUUUAGUAUGAGGCACAAAAUAUUUGUAUAGCAAAUAGACAAUUAUUUCUAAAUUUUAACUAUAUAUGAAAUUUAAUUUUUCAUUUGAUCUACCUCAAAAAACACAACCUUUAAUAUUUUUUCUACAAUACCUUCGUUCCUGGCAAUUAAUUUAUUUGAUAGAAACGAAAAAUGGAAAAUAAAGAUGACAACUCACAAAAAACAAAUUUAUCACGUGCAUUCGUUAAUUGGUACAAUGAUCCUCAAAGGAUGUUUACUUUUAGUAUUCCUGAAAAAUCAAUAAAUUUAGAUUCUUCAAAAAACGAGAGAAUUCAAUCUGAAACAUAUAAAAAUUUAAGCAUCGGUUCGGGAAUAGAGUCAGAUAUUGAGGAUAAUUUAAGUGAUACAGGGACAAAUUAUGAAACAAAAUAUGAUCCAUCCAUAGAUGACAAUUUACCAGAUACAGUUACAAUACUCAAAACACCAGAAGGAGGGAAAUUAUAUUUAAUUGGAACUGCACAUUUUAGUGUUGAAAGUCAAAAUGAUGUUUCUAAGAUUAUUAAUGCUGUACAACCUCAUAUAGUGAUGGUCGAACUUUGUAAACAGAGAAUGCAAGCUCUUCAAUUAGAUGAGGAUACUCUGCUUAAAAAAGCACAAGAUAUUGGUAUUGAAGAUAUUCGAGCUGCAAUAAAGAAACAUGGAGUUACUAGUGGAUUAAUGUUUAUAAUUCUUUUAACAAUGUCAAAGCAUGUGACCAAAGAAUUAGGAAUGGCGCCAGGAAGCGAAUUCCGCACAGCUUUUAAUGAGGCAAAAAAGAUUCCAAAUUGUAUUUUUCACUUGGGUGAUCGACCAUUGAGUAUAACAAUGCAACGUGCUUUUCAUUCUUUAUCAUUUUGGGAAAAAAUUAAAUGUGGAUGGAAAAUAUUAUCAUCAAGAGAUUCAAUAACAAAAGAAGAUGUGGAAAAAUGUAAAAAUCGUGAAAAUUUAGAUGCAGUUAUUGCAGAAUUAACUGAUCAAUUUCCAUUAUUGGCUGAAGUUUUUGUAAAAGAGCGAGAUCUCUUUUUAACAUAUUCACUUCAAUUGUCUUGUCAACCACAUUUAACAAAUAAACAAACAAUUAUUCCAACAAGAGCUGUUGGAGUUGUUGGAAUGGGACAUGUACCAGGAAUAAUACAAAAUUGGGGAAAAGUUAAUAUGAAUCAUAUUCAACCAAUAAUGAUAGUUCCACCUCGAUCGCUAUCGAGUAAAAUAAUUCGUUUCACUGUGAAAGCAACAUUAGUGGGUUUUGUAAUUUACGUUGGUUACAAAAUAAUUCCUCUUCCAUCAACUCAAACUUUAGAAUCAUUAAAGUCAUCGGUUAAGGGACUUGUCAAGCGAUUCUCUAAUAUUGUGUCUUCCACUGACUGAUCAAACGAUAAUGGAUGUAAAAAACUGCGUAGACGAAUAUUAUCAUCCAACAAUGGAUCUUAUAUACACAGAAAAUAAUAUACCAGGACCAGGAAUAGAUUUUAUUGAAU
This is a messenger RNA of Leptopilina boulardi, 1561 nucleotides long. RefSeq names its product traB domain-containing protein. Bases 237 to 1451 code for a protein of 404 amino acids. The record is from RefSeq and is a predicted model, not a curated record. Lineage: Eukaryota; Metazoa; Arthropoda; Insecta; Hymenoptera; Figitidae. The transcript has 8 exons.